Fusarium vanettenii 77-13-4 is the source of this 1359-nucleotide messenger RNA. RefSeq lists its product as uncharacterized. Gene Ontology annotation, molecular function: transmembrane transporter activity. The record is from RefSeq and is a predicted model, not a curated record. Lineage: Eukaryota; Fungi; Ascomycota; Sordariomycetes; Hypocreales; Nectriaceae. The transcript has a single exon. The coding region runs from base 1 to 1359 and encodes 452 amino acids. Gene Ontology annotation, biological process: transmembrane transport.
AUGGUUAUCGGCGGCCAGGUUCUCAACGGUCUUGGUAUCGGCUGUGACCUCCUUUCCAAUCCUCUGAUUCAAGAAAUCGUCCCAAAGAAGCAUCGACCCAUCGCUACCGCCUUUGCAGCCGUCUUCAGCGCUGGGUCAUUUAUCGGGGCACCCAUCCUCGAAGGUGUGUUCAUUCAGAGGGCCAUUGGGGGGGCCUUGGACGGGUGGCGUGUUGGCUUCUAUAUCGGAGGUGGCCUCUAUGCCUUAUCGUUCAUCGCCCUCGCACUCUUCUAUCGUCCCAUGCCUCGCCCGAACCCCGAAGGCUUCAGUUUCAAGCAACGCCUCUUGAAGAUUGACUGGCUUGGCGUGGUUCUGGCAUGCUCUGGCCUGACAUUGUUCCUUGUGGGCAUCAACUACGGCGACAACCCGUAUGAAUGGACGUCGGAGAUUGUCCUGGGAACAAUGAUACCCGGGGCUCUUCUCCUGGUCAUGUUUGGGCUAUGGGAAUGGAAAGGAACAUCGACCGGGAUUCUGCCCCACGCUGUCUUCAAAGACCGGAACUAUAACGUCGGGUUGAUUAUACGCGUUUCUGGCGGUCUUGCCCUCUAUGGAUGUCAAGCCUUCUUACCCCAGAUGGCAGUGUACGUCUUUGGUACCGGUGGACUCGUAACGGCAGUUUGGCAGUUGCCUCUGAACAUCUCAACUGUUCUAGGCUCACUGCUGGCCGCUAUCCUCCUACGCUAUCUCAAAGAGGUCCGUUGGAUCACCAUGGGCCUUCUUGCCAUGUUGCUUCUCGGUGCUGGCUUGAUGAUGCUGGUGAAACCAGGUGUCGAGUUCGCCGUCUGGUUCUUCCCAUCGGCGUUCAUGGGUCUUGCGAUUGGGUCCGAAGCUGCGGUCCUCACCAUCAUCGCCGGCUUAGCCUCCCCAGACGAAUCCAUCGCUACUGCUGUAUGCAUCAGCACCGCGGCAGGUUUUCUUGGCGGCGCCAUCGCCACAACUAUGUAUGGCCAAAUCUUUAAUGCCAAAGUCAAGGACUUCCUACCUCCAGCCGUCUCGGGGGCGGCCAUCUCUGCGGACCUCCCAGAAUCCAGCCUCCCCAGGCUGCUGUCAGCCAUCAGCUCUCAGAGCAGGGAGGCGCUGGGUGCAGUACCGGGAGCCACUGAAGCAGUCCUUGAGGCCGUCACCAAAGCAUCGAGGUCGGCGUAUGCAGAGUCCUUUACCUACAUUUGGUUCACUUUGAUUGCUUUCUGCGUCAUCUCAAUCAUCGGGAGCUGGUUCUUCACCUCCACAGCGGAAUACUUCACCGACGAGGUUACCGCACCAGUGGUAGAGCGUUACAACAAGGUUAUUCAGCAGAAGAGGGCCGAGGUGUCAAAGUAA